Molecule: messenger RNA, 899 nt
Organism: Gallus gallus (chicken)
Lineage: Eukaryota; Metazoa; Chordata; Aves; Galliformes; Phasianidae
Exons: 3
Coding region: 222-899 (225 amino acids)
Source: RefSeq, a predicted model, not a curated record
GACUGCCAUAGACACGGGGACCCUGACAACAGAACACCAGUCGCUGACCGACUUCUGUCGAGGAAGCACCCACCUGAGAGCAGGAGCUCAAUAAACAGAUCCUUCACUCCCACUGAGGGAAGUGUCAUGGAGGAGGAUGAAUCCUCCUCCGCCAAAGAAGCAGAGGCUUCUGGAGAGCAGCAGUGAGCCCAAACCAAUCAACACAGGCCCACCAAAGGGCGAUGUCGAGCCCAUGGAGGUGGACCUGCCUCCAGAGGAUGAACCCAUGGAGGUGGAUCCGUCUCCAUCAGGCCCAGGCAAGCACUAUAACAACAUGCUUGCCUGGAGACAUAGCUAUAUCCGUUGGCAGCGCAGCAGGGGCUCUCGAUUUCCAUCUUGGCGUUGAAGAGUCACCAUCCACCAGAGAGCCCCUGGGCAGCUGCUGCUCUCCAGAACCCCUUCUUCCCCAUCUGCAUCCUUCCCCAAGACCUCUUUGGCUUCAGAAAAUGAGAACGAGCCCAAAAGGAGCAGACACAGAUGCAGAAACAAAGGAAAAAAGCUGCUUACCUUUGGAAGGCCUCAGGGCAGGACUGGGAUUGGUGUCCUCUUUGCUUCUGCACCAAGACAAUGAAAAGAGUCCAGUGGACAGCCCUGAGCUCCCCACGGCCUCCAGGGACAAUGGGAGGAGUCCAGCGGACAGCCCUGACCUCCGUGCAGCCUCCAGGGGAGCCCUGAAGAAGAGGGCAGCACUGGGACUGAUGUCCUGUCAGCUGCUGUGCCGGGACAAUGGGAGGAGCCCAGCAGACGGCACCGAGCUCCUGCAGCCUCCAGGCAGCACCAGAGAAGGUCCAGAGGCAGCUUCCAUUGGAGAAGCAGAAGACUUUGGUUUGGACAGGAAGAAGGACUCGCGUUCAGCAUGA